AUGUCUAGCCCUAUCUUCCUCGGCGUUGUUGGUGUCGGCGGUGUUGGCACUGCGUUCCUUCAGCAGCUCGCCCGUCUGCCUAAUGCUCCUCAGCUUGUGCUUCUCGCCCGCUCGUCCCAGACUCUUCUUGCCCCAGCUCCAGCCUACUCACCGGCUAUCCCCGCCGCUGACUGGGCCACGGCAUCCGCUGCACCAUCCUUGACUAAGAGCGGUGCCCUCAAGGCUGAAGAGAUCGCCACAUACCUUGCUUCUGCCCCUGGCCGUGCUAUUCUGGUUGACAACACCUCCGACAUCAACCUAGCCCGCCAGUACCCCACAUUCCUCAAGAAGGGCAUCUCAGUCGUCACCCCUAACAAGAAGGGAUUCUCUGAUGACAUUUCCCUGUGGAAGGACAUCUUUGCCUCAGCCGCCCAGGGCAAGGCCCUCGUCUACCACGAGAGCACUGUCGGCGCCGGGUUGCCAGUCCUCUCCACCCUGAAGGACCUUGUGGCCACCGGUGAUGAAGUCACCCGCAUCGAGGGUGUGUUCUCCGGCACUCUCUCCUUCCUUUUCAACACCUUCGCCCCCGCCUCUGGAUCAUCUGAUGCGCAAUGGAGCGCCGUCGUUGCUCAAGCCAAGGAGCUGGGCUACACUGAGCCUGAUCCUCGUGAUGACCUGAACGGAAUGGAUGUUGCGCGUAAGCUCACCAUCCUCGCUCGCAUCGCUGGUCUUGAGGUCUCCAAGCCCGACUCCUUCCCUAUCGAAUCUUUGAUUCCCUCUGAACUUGCGUCUCUUCCUUCCUCCGCGGACGGAAUCUCCCAGUUCAUGACUCGCCUUCCCGACUUUGAUGCCGAGAUGGCUAAGGUCAAGGACACUGCUGAGAAGCAGGGCAAGGUUGUUCGCUACGUUGGUAGCAUCGAUGUUGCCUCUAAGGCUGUCAAGGUUGGCCUGCAGUACUUCGACAAGGACAGCGCCAUUGCUGGUCUCAAGGGCAGUGACAACAUCAUCAGCUUCUACACCAAGCGUUACGGCGCCAACCCCCUGAUUGUCCAGGGUGCUGGUGCUGGUGGAGACGUCACCGCAAUGGGUGUCUCCGCUGAUCUCAUCAAGGUUGUUGAGCGCCUGCAGUAG
Penicillium brevicompactum is the source of this 1110-nucleotide messenger RNA. RefSeq names its product homoserine dehydrogenase. NCBI's taxonomy places the organism in Eukaryota, Fungi, Ascomycota, Eurotiomycetes, Eurotiales, Aspergillaceae. The coding region runs from base 1 to 1110 and encodes 369 amino acids. The record is from RefSeq and is a predicted model, not a curated record. The transcript is spliced from 2 exons. Gene Ontology annotation, molecular function: aspartate kinase activity; homoserine dehydrogenase activity; NADP binding. Gene Ontology annotation, biological process: aspartate family amino acid biosynthetic process; L-homoserine biosynthetic process.